Molecule: messenger RNA, 678 nt
Organism: Cercospora beticola
Lineage: Eukaryota; Fungi; Ascomycota; Dothideomycetes; Mycosphaerellales; Mycosphaerellaceae
Source: RefSeq, a predicted model, not a curated record
AUGGUUUCGACACGCACUAUGGCCUCGAGUGCCUCGACAUCAGCCCCUCUCACACACCCUGCUGCCUCUCUGCCGGGUCUACCUCCCGAGCUGAGCUCCAUGGUCCUCAAGCACGUCUUCCCCCGCACCGCGCCGUUGAAGGUGAUCAAAUUCGGGGACAAGUUCAGGAUGUUGACGAGACAAGGACAUGGGCUUCAACCAGGUCUUCUGGCACUGAGCAAGGGUUUCCUCUGGGAAGGUGCGCCAUGGCUGUACGGUAGCAAUACCAUCAGCAUCGCCACACAGCAUGUUUCCGAGUUUCUCCAGUCUAUUGGUGAAGCAAACAAGAAGCUGGUCCGGCAGCUCAUGGUAUCUCCCGACUCUCACUUGCCAUGGGCGCUCCGAGAAAUGGCACGUUGUCCAAAACUAGGAAACAUCCAGUUGACGGCUGGUAUUGUUGCACCAGAGCGAUUGGUGUGCAUGUUGCUCCCAGCAGCGAUCAAGAUGAGGAAGACGUACCAAAAGAAUCUCAUCGAGCGUCUGAGCUUCGUGCCAGACCCAAGCUAUGCUCUAAGCGUUGCGCUCGAUGAUGAGGAAUGGCAGGACGAUAUCGAAGAGGAAACCGAGACGUAUGCCGAGAAGGUGUUGGAGGAUUUGCGGGAUCGCUUGGCGCGUAAGGGGUAUUCGGUUGCGGGCUGA